AUGUACCUAUCACAUUAAAUUACUCAGAUAACAAAAAAAAAAAAAACAGACAAAGCCCUAAAGAAGAUCGUAUACGUAAGAUGGAGAAACUUUGCAGAGAUGAUGAUUGGAUUGAGGAUGAGUCUUCAUUGACAACCCUAUCUCUUCUUUGCCAAGGCAACUUCAGUUACGUGUGUCUCAAGGAGGACUCCAAAUCUCGACUUUGCGCAAAGAAGGCAUCGCCGAUGCAUCACAAAAAGAUUCUCGAGAAGGAGCUCAGGAUCAUGCAUCGUUUCCGUGACCAUCCUCGCAUCGUCCAAGCCUCAAACAAGCUUCACCUUCACAUAAAAAGCAACAGACCCUCUGAAUGCUUCAUCAAUAACAGACCCUCUGAAUGCUUCAUCUAUAUGGAGUACGCGUCCAAAGGUAAUCUCAACAAGUUUAUAUAUGGUUUCCGCAGGAAAGAAGAAAAGAUACCUGAGACUUUGGUCAGUCGCACGGCUCGUAUGAUCCUAGAAGGACUUGAGGCUCUUCACUCCCAUGGUUACGUUCACUGCAAUCUCAAACCAUCCAACGUUCUCCUCUUUCCUUCCAAAACCCCUGGAGAGCCGUGGGAUCUUAAGCUUGCUGACUUCGGUUCAUCCAAGGAGCCUAAUACCGAUUAUGAUUCUAAGUACCUUGGUACGGCUAAGUACAUGCCAGAAGAGUCUUUUCGGCCAAACGGACUGAUCAUCGAUCCGGGCCUGGAUAUAUAUGCUCUCGGGUGUGUGGUUUAUGAGAUGCUUGGAGCUAUACCUAUCGAGGAGUACUUUGAAGAAUUUUACGAGUGGCAUUUGCGUCGAGUUAUCUCUCCGGAGGCUAGAGAUUUCUUGUGGCUGUGCCAGGACAUACAUUCACGCAGGCCCACCGCGGCAGAGCUCUUGAAGCAUCCUUUCAUUACACAAGAACUACUUCCAUCGCCAACCACCGAAGACAACAAGGAGAUAUCUAGGUCGUUGAUUCCAGGGGAAACAAAAGGCAAAGCUGCUUUCGCAAGAGUAUCUGCAGCUUACAUUGCCAAGACGAGGAAUGAAAUAAAAACAGAGAUGGGUAAAGGAAACACUCAAUUCUCUGAUAUCAUGAAGUCGCCCUCAAAGUGCAACGAUGCUAUUUCCUGAGUUGAGAAGGGAGAUUAACUCUUUACAGUCCGAGAAGACAUUUAGCUGUAGCAAACCGGUAGAUAGAGCAUCCGCCAAAGCUGAAUGUACAGCAAUUGUCUCUGCAAUAAGAGCAGAACCAACAAAGCUACGGGAGGCCUGAUUCUCCUUGAUCUUUACUUUGUUUGAAUCCUGCAAUAUCCAUCCCAACCCGCAAGACCCUGAGUCUGUCCAUGACCAUGCUGCAUCCACAAAGCAGUUUGUAAAUUCCGGGUUUGUGAGGGGCCGACGCCUGAGGUAAAUGAAGCUGAGCUUCCAUCCAACAACAUAUUCAUAUUUAGUGCAUGUAUGCAAAAUUCAAGUUUACUCUUAAAUGUCUCUCCAUUAAUUUAGAUUUGUUACUGUUGUUAGAUUAUCUAUGGAUAUCUCCUUCUAUUUUGUUAAGGUUACGUGUGAUUUUGUUGGGAAAAAAGUAACUGUGACUUUACAGAGGAAUUCUUUGUUGGGGUGUUGUGUUAUUACAUGACCAACUUUUGCUUGGAAUGAAAAACUCACUCAGUG
Molecule: messenger RNA, 1676 nt
Organism: Arabidopsis arenosa
Lineage: Eukaryota; Viridiplantae; Streptophyta; Magnoliopsida; Brassicales; Brassicaceae
Source: the annotation of a GenBank genome assembly